Messenger RNA from Anopheles stephensi (Asian malaria mosquito), 1695 nucleotides. RefSeq names its product tudor domain-containing protein 1-like. The transcript is spliced from 4 exons. NCBI's taxonomy places the organism in Eukaryota, Metazoa, Arthropoda, Insecta, Diptera, Culicidae. Gene Ontology annotation, biological process: spermatogenesis. The coding region runs from base 177 to 1508 and encodes 443 amino acids. The record is from RefSeq and is a predicted model, not a curated record.
AGCGAGCGAAACUUCAACCGAACAGCUGUCAUCCGGCAUGUUUGCAUAUGUAAACAAACAUUCCAUGGAGAACGGAGGCCGGAAAUCGCGUUUUUACAACGAAGCCCCGGUUUUUAGUUAACUUCUCCUUUUGUCGCUCAUUUUCUUCAGUCAUACUUUUCAACACAACGUAAACAAUGGACGAGCUGAAAACUAUUAUUCGAGCGCUAGCCAUAUCGAAUGCUGCCAAUGGCAUAACGGUUGCACAAUUGAAUAAGGACUUCAAGAACCUCGAAGGGUACGCAAUUCCAUACACCAAAUAUGGAUUUCAAUCACUCGAUGGAAUGCUGAGGACAAUGACCGAUGCAAUUCAGGUCACAGGAUAUGGACCAACGGCUGUGAUGCAACCGCUCAGUAACGCAAAAUCUCAACAUGUUCGGGAAAUGGUAAAAAAGAACAAACCGGACAGGAAGAAGCCAUCAGCGAAAUAUUACCACCACGCUUCUCAAGCGAAUCAUAGAAACUAUUUUUACCAUGAUCAAUAUUCAUCGCAUCUUACAAGCGACGAAUACGACAGUAACGGGUUCGAUGACGAAAUACCGUACUCGGAGACGUUUGUUACCAUGAAUGGAACGAACGACAAAGAAGAAAAGCAGCAACAGUACUACAAUCGCCACGGCGAUGAACACCAGAAUACUAACGGUGGUGUGUACAAUAGUCCUACCAGCUUUAACGAUACUCACGAGGAACGUCACAAGAAACGAGAAGAAAUACUUGCAAAGCUCCAGAAACAGAUAUCUGCACGGGCCGCCAAUAACGUGACCGUCCCCGACAGCACCAAACCUACAAAAGAGCCAAUGAACGAAAGCUUUAAUUCAUCGAAGAGUGAAUUCAUGGUGCCUGUAGAUGCAAUGACUCGCAAGGAAAAGAUCGUAGAUGCACUACCCGGAAAACUGCUACCGGGAACCACCGUCAAAGUGGUGGUCACGUCGGUUCGCGAUCCGAAGCGAAUAUAUGUACAUUUGCUGGAACACACGGACAAGCUAACGCGGCUAGCGCCACAUAUUGACAAUAUCUACAGCACGAAGGCUACCGGGUACGAGUGGCUCAUACCGGACGAGCUGGUUCGGGUCGGCAUGUACUGUGCUGCAAAGUACCAUAAUCGAUGGUACCGGGCACAGGUGAUGGGUCCGGUAAACUUCCAGCGCGUACUAUUAUCGUACAUCGAUUACGGCUACUUGAGAUAUGUGCCGUUGGCGGAGGUGCGAUUUUUAAUGAAAGAGUUAUCUGCCAUACCAUGCCAGUCGGUUCGUGUUGCGCUUAAGCACGUGACUUCCGCUGCGGAAACGUGGAGCCAGGAAUGCUGUGAACAGCUUGCCAAUAUGGUGCAUAGGAAAGUGUUCGACAUGAGUGUGGUUAACGUUGAUGGGGUGGCGAACGUUUUGGAAGUAAUUCUGAUCGAUCCCGACGGAGGCAGCCUGAACGAACAGCUUGCAGCGCGUUGCGACAUCGCAUGGUCGGCAGAUUAGUUAAGUUGAACGUAUUUUUUAAAGAGAUUUUAUUGAGACACCUAUACAUGGGAUGAAAUUUAUCAAAAAAGUGUCGUUAAGCCAUUGUUUUUUUUUAUACCGACAAAUACACCCCUCAAGGUGAGACAUGCUGUGAAUUGUGAAUUGUUACAAAAGGAGCAAAUAAACUGGAAAAUCUCAUGUUUUA